Messenger RNA from Dendroctonus ponderosae (mountain pine beetle), 5893 nucleotides. Its product is annotated as microtubule-associated protein 1B. The record is from RefSeq and is a predicted model, not a curated record. Lineage: Eukaryota; Metazoa; Arthropoda; Insecta; Coleoptera; Curculionidae.
UGCCUAAUGCAGAAUGCCGGACAGUUCGGCCAAGGAGCUGCCAGUGCCCACCCGCCGACGCAGUUCGUGCCAUCAGAACAUUCGCCGGGCGGCGGGUCCACUACCAGUUCGUUAAGGCAAUUCCGCAAAAAAGAUGUAGACAGAAACCAACUGGAGCCCGGCAAGCAGAUGGCCGAAAGUCACGUGGCCCGAGUCGCCCCCCACAACCACUUCCCCCUCAUGUCCAACGAUGCCUAUCGCUUUUCAUCGGCACACCAAUUUUCAGGCCUAAACACCCAGAUGAAAUACUCAGACCAUCUAGCUGAGGCAUCGCAACCCAACCCUUUGUCAACGUCUGUGAUACAAAAGCCUAAAACUAAGGAUUACAUGGAAAUGUGCACGGUGCAGCAGCAGCAGCAGCAGCAGCAGCAGCAGCAGCAGCAGCAGCAGCAACAGCAGCAUUUAAACAGCCAACAAUAUUCCCCCGAGAAUGGCCAGUACAUGCAAAAGGAGGCGAUGCCGCAGGGCUACCCGCCGAUGUACAAGGAAUCUCAGUUCUUCGCCAAGGAGCAGCAGCUGCAGUACCAGCAGAUGGCGCAGCAGGCGGGGCCGCCCAAGUUCAGCGCCAUGCUGAACCAGAACAUGCGCAAGUACAGCCCCACCCCCGCCGACAACCCCUUCUUCAACAAGCUGAGCAAGCUGCAUCCGUCCAUGGCGCGCUCGAUCAUCAGCGACCACCAUCUGCAGGACGCCCAGCCUGCUUAUCCCCCCAUGGAGCAGCGCGGGAUUUAUCCCCAACAGAACCAUCGCUUCUACUCGGCCGCCAUCCCUAGAGGAUAGCUUGAGCAUCACCAAAGAACUAGUCGACAAAAACUGCUCGCCCAUCAAUCUGGAACAGUUGGAGGAAAACCUGGGCUUUGACGCCCCGGAGGAGCCCUCAAAUUGCCAAAGCGAGGAUUCCGAUGACAACCCGAAUAAAUCGCCAGGUUCGAAGAGCAUGCCCAUCAUCGACUUCUUCGGCGAGGCCGCGAUCAGCAAGGCCGAAGGCCCCGAUGGGGAGGAGGAGGUUAAGCGCGAGGUGGCCGAAGAGGGAAACAGUGAGGCCGCGGAGCCCAACCCGGACAAGGAGGUCAAGGAGGAGGCCAUCGAGCCUGUGAAAGACAGCGCGUGCGAAGUGGAGAUCAAAACCGAACCGCCUACCAAAGAACCCAAAGAGGACUCGGAGCCUCGCCCGGAGAAGCGCAGCCGCAUCUUCUCAGUGGACGACAUCAUGAACAACAUCGGCCACAGUGCGAGAGCAGGCGGCAACGGCGCCAGCCCCUUGGAGCUGACCCAGAGUUUCAUCGACAAAGAAGUGGAGUUCUCCUCCUUGGAGCAGCUGCAGCCAAUUAAGGCGGAGGUUAAACCAGAAGUGCACGUGGUGGAGGACGAGCCCUCGAGCAGCAUCGUGAAGGUGGCCGGCUCCUCCACAGUUCUCCAAGUGGCGGGCGAGCUGAUGGAGAUCACCGUGGAGAUGGUGGAAGGCAAGAAAAUCAUCAAGGUCAAGCCCCUGUCGAGUUCCGCCACAAUUAUCGAUGUCAACGCCAACUAUGAGCAGCCCAUUGAACCUGCAGGUGGCGAUGAGGACGAGGUCAGUGGGAGAAGCCCCAGUCCUGCCCCAGUGGGAGAAGUCUUGGAGGCGCCAGCCACCCCAGUUGCUGAAGGGGCCCCUCCUCCAGUUGAUCCAACAUUGGGGCAGCCGAUGGAGGAAACUGCUUCAGUUGCCCAGGCAGAGCCCACUGUGGAGGAAAAUCCUACGUUUCCGGCAGAGGCCGGUUCAGACUCAGUUGCAGAACCACCGGCCGCUGCAGGGGAGGAAAACGUCGCCGAACCGGCCCCAGCCUUUGAUGACGCCUCAGAUGCGAACAGAGCGUCACCUUCUGAAUCCCAUGAGGGUGCAGAAGAACCCGCUGAAACCCUGCUGGCGGGCGAAGAGGGCGAGGAACCACCACUGGGCUUCGCCCAGUUCGAGGAAGAGCCGCUGCACUUUGCGAUGGAAGACGAGGUGUUCAUCGAGGAUCCCCCCGCGCACGAGGUGAUAGUGAGCGACCCCUUGGAAGGGCUGGGCCUGAUCGAGGAGAUCCUUCUGGAGCCGGUCACCACCAGCGAGCUGGACGCCGUCCCAAAGAUCGAGCCUGAACCGGCUGACCCUGAGCUGGACACCAAGGACACCGUCACCAUCAAGGCGGCGAAACUGGAGGUGCAGAUCCUCUCGCCGACCUCCACCAACUUCGAGGACUUCGCCUCGCAUCGCCCCAACGUGUACUGCAAGGGGGCGCGCAAGUGCAGCUCGGACAACGACGUUGCGGACUACACAGUGGCCACCAAGGCGGCCAAGAAGCUCUACGACUACGACCUGCAGGUGCAGCACGACAUCGUCUCCUCGUCCAAGAAGGAGGAGCUGCCCAAGAGCAAGAAGGCCGCCCCGAAACGCUCCGUGCGCCUGACGGAGAAGACGCAGACCACGACCGAGCAGAAGGAGGCGCUCAAGCAGCUGGUGGAGAAGCGCAAGCGGCGGGAGGAGGUGCGCCCGAAGGAGACUAGGGAAGAGGCUGCGCCUCCCGGCGCUUUGCAGCCGGAACGGGACGAGGAAUAUGUGGACUUCAAAGAGCUGUUGCGGGCGCGCAAGUUGAAGAAGCUGAAGAAGAUGCAGGAGGCAAGCGGGGACGGGGAGCGGCCGGUUGGGGGAGCUGCAGAGCCUCAGCCGCGGGAAGAGGAGCAGACGGCGCCCCAGCUCCCAGAGAGAGCAGAAGUGAAGUUGCGCGAGCAAUGUUCCUCAUCCACAGCCAGCGUGUCCAAAGCGCCUGUUCUGGUGCCGAGCAUUUCGGAGCUGAUGGAGGAGAACAACGCAACAGCGAACAAGCGGAAGAUCAGCCUGGCGGACUACGUGAACAGGAAACGGAAGGCGAGCAGCGCGGACGCUGACCAGCCCAAGAAGCCCAGGCUGGAGCCAGAGGAGGCAAAGCCGAAGCCCGGCCGGACGUUGAGCGACAUGAAGACCUCGUUCGUUAUCCACUCGUCCGACUGGGAGGACUCCCACUCGCCCCAGCCCGCCCCCUUGGAGGCAAAGGCGGAGCCUGUGAGGGACGAUUUCAGCGCGCUGAUCAGCAAUCCGGUCGUCAACAUCAACGAGCUGACGCCAGUGAAGAAUCGCGAGGAUCGCACGCUGCAGGAGUACAAAAACAAGGUGGAGUCGCAGCUCAGCUCGCUGAACAUCCAGAUCCCCAAGGCGAAGCCGCAGACCAGUGGCAGGUCGCCGGCGUUUCGCCCGCCCCACAGCUCCGAUCUGGUGAAGCGGUUUCUAAACAAUGAGAAACUGUCGGAAAAGGAGAUGGAAAAGAUCAGGAAAAUCAUCUCGUACAAGCGCUCCAUCCAGGACCGGCGACAAAUCAGAACGCCGAGCGAAAGUGCGACCGAAUCGAGCUUCGACGGUUCGCCGUGCUCCACCUACGAGGUGAAGAACAGCUCGCGGAUCGAAACGAACCCCAGCGAAGUGCGGCUGCACAUCAAGAAGGUGAACUCGAAGCGGAAACUGGCGUUCGGCCAGCCGCGACAGGAUCUGAGCGCUCAGAAGGGCCAGAAAAAAGCCGUCGGCUACUCGGUGAUCAACCGGCUGGGGCAGGACGGCAUGCCGAAAAUCGUCUUCAAGCGGCAUAAAAAAAGCCUAGCCAAAGAACCCGUCGUUGAACUGGUGAAGCUGAACCUGAACGAUCUGGUGAGCGUUCAGGAGGAGUACAACGUCACUGUGAGCCAGAACAUGUGAUUUAGGGACCAAAUAGAUGCGCGGGCAGGCAUUGUCCGCGAAAUAUACCGGGUGUUUGCCUCAGACGCACACCCGGUAUCAGCUUAAUUUAAUUAAUUAAAUACAUUAGGUCGGUUAUUUCGUCUUUAUGAAUCAUACAGUUUAUUUUCGUUGAAAUAUUGCGUUGUUUGUUAUUAUUUUUUUAUAUAUAAUACAGGGUGUCCCACUGGGAACGGCCGCGAUCGAUAUCUGACAGCUGUAAUUAGGAGACAUUUGACAGUUGGACAGCAAGCGGUCUUAAAUAUUUUCAAAAUGGCCACACUUAUGGCCACUCAAAUGGAACACCCUAUAUAUUAUGACAUUUUUGAAUUCUACUCACAAUUCUAAAUGUAUGUCAUGUAUAAUAUCAUGUACGUAAGUCUAACCGUUUUUGAGAUAUUUGAAAUUUUAUGUAAAAAAUGACAGUUGCAGCCACUCGAAUAAUUGUUCAGUUUUUCUAUAAUAAUUGGUCAUACUUAAUUUGAAUCGCUUUUAUUGUUGAAAAGGACUUUAAAGAAAUUUCGAAAACAUUUUGAAGACUAUUAAUACAAAGUGUUAAAAAAAUACAGUUGAGAAAACCGACCAAAAUCAUUUUUUCCAAAUGGAAACCCCCAUUUUUGAUAAUUUUGUCAUAUGCAGUAUUAAAAACAAGUGUAAGUUUUUGUAACGAUGUCUGUAUUCCAAAAGUGUUUAGUUUUCAAAAUAUUGCCAAUUUAUUGUUUUUAUAUGGCUAUUUAGCCGCGUCUUAUUUUAAGUCCUGUCACUCUCAGUUGCCAUGACGAAAGGGGCCAUUUUUAAUGCAAUCAAACACGCAAGGAAUGCUGACAGCUGUCAGUUACCCAUUGAAAAUAAUUCAUAAUCAUGCCCGGGCGCUUCAAUUAAACAAACGGAGAUUAUUUGAACUGUAUUUUUUUAACACUUUGUAUUAAUGACCUCGCUGUUCAAAUUUCUGCUAAUUACAGUUUGCCAGAUAUCGACGGCGGUGGUUCCCGAUGGGACACCCUGUAUAUAUCCGGGCUGAUUCACAGUACAGUACAUGUCGUCCAGUAUUUACUGUUAUUAAGCGGGCACAUACAGGGCGGGUGAAAAGUGCCGCCCCCACACGGCAGCAUUUUAUCUUGGCUCGCCGUGUAUGUUCCAUUAAUGAAUGAUUUCGGUUUCUUCCAACUAAGCAAGCUGUGGAAACAAGUACUUUUUUGGCCAGUAGUUGUUGUAGACAUUUGUCGGCGAUUGGUCAUGUUUCUACUAGUGCAAGUGAGGGCCGUGGCAAAGAAAUAGUACAAUUAAUCUUAUUAUAAUUAUUAUUAUUGAUGCGAAUAAGAUUGUUAAUGUGGACGCCGAAAGUUUAUCGAUGUUAAUGAAGUGCAAUUCGCCGUUUUUCCUGUGUCUCACCUUGUAAGAAGAUGUUCAUAGAGUUGAUGUUUAGUAAGCGCAAUUAGGGGCGCUCAAUUUCAGUAUUAAUUCUCGUGCUAAAACAGUGCAAAAUUCGUCGAUUACUUAACUGGAAGUGCGUCACCGCUUUUCCAAUUCUCCCCCAUUGAGUGCUUACUUAAAUCAAAAAGUUAAAAAAGUGUCUUAACUAUUAUACAACGGAAUACCCAGGGUUGGAUCCAAUUCCCCUAUCGAGGAGAUAUCAGCUAUUUUUGUGCCUACCAACUCAAUGCAUUCCGCAGAUAAUAUACAUAUACCUAUAUUUUGUACCUAAACAUUGUAAUUUUGAUGUACAUAUAUUUGAUAAAUAGAGGGUUUAUGAUAUACAUCUUAUUACCACAGAAAAAACUUUGCUUUACAGGGUGAUAUAGGCUAGUCCUACUAACAGAGCGCGCGGGUGUUUUCGGGUUGGCCGGUCGCUACCUACAUUCUACUAAUCUUUACACGAAGUUUUUUCUAUGAAAAUAAGCUUUAUUUAUAGGAGUUACCAAGAGUUAUUGCACUAAGAUUUACUGUUGACUAAGCGUCAGGAGGGUUUUUCACGUUUUUUAUCCUUGUGUAACAUUUGUUAUUCAUUGAGAGUGCCUUUUAGCACAUCGACUGUUAUUUACCAUAAGUUUAUGGCAAGUUUCUAUACAUAAGCACAUUAAAUGAUUGAUUCAG